GACGAUUGCGAAAAGCUCGUAUAUUUAAUCAUAAACUUCAGCUUCUGUAUAUCACUCGAUUCUCCAUUAUGCCAUUGAAAAUUAUCAUCGUUGGCGCAGGUCUGGCCGGUCUAGGCGCUGCCAUCGCCCUAAAUCGACAGGGGCAUGAUAUAGAGGUUAUUGAACAAUCAGGGUUUCUCAAUGAAGUAGGCGCAGCGAUUCAUUUGGCGCCGAACGCGACUCGCAUCUUGAAGGACUGGGAAUGCGAUUUCGAUAGCUUACAACCAGCUCCAUGCAAUCAACUUCAAGUAUGGGAUAAAGCGGGGGGUCAGAUUAGAUUUGAAUUGGUGACGAAAGAGCUUCAGGAAGCCUUGAAUAUCACUGAUGAAUGGCUUCUUGCACAUCGCGUGGACUUGCACAAUACGCUGAGGGCUACUGCUGCGAAGGAGAUUAAUGGAAAAAAGCCUAUCAUUCGAUUGUCUUCACGCGUUGCAUCUGUGGAUGCGGAGGCCGGGGUGGUCCUGUGUGAAGAUGGGACUAAGUAUACCGGUGACUUGAUUAUCGGUGCGGAUGGUAUUCAUUCCCGAACUGUACGCGCAAUAACCAGCAGAGACCAACAAGAAUCCACCGGCCAGGACUGCUUCCGAUUCUUAGUUCCAGUAUCCAAGAUGAUGGCCAAUCCUAUUACCGCAUCUUUUACAGAGCGGAUCAGACUUGACGGAAUGCACGCAUUCACGUCGUAUGACCGCAAGCUCGCGGUUUACCCCUGCCGUCGCGGAACGUUACUCAAUGUGGCCGCUAUCCAUCCGUCAGGUCCUCAAGGUACUACUGGGCCAAGGCAAUCAUCGUGGUUGGAUGGGGGAAGUUUGGACCGGUUACUGGGGGUCUUUGAAGGAUUUGGGCCGGAGUUGCUGGAGAUGUGCAGGAUGGCUGAGGAUAUCAAGCUGUGGAGUUUGGGAUCUCGAAAACCCCCUCACACCUUUUUCAAGGACAAGCUGGUCCUAAUUGGUGAUGCAGCUCAUCCUACCCUUCCUCACCAAGGCCAAGGUGGCGCACAGUCCUUCGAAGACGGCGCAGCCUUAUCUGCCGUGCUCCCAUCCGACACAACGAUAGAGCAACUCCCCCAACGACUCGAAAUGUACAACCAAGUCCGCUAUGCCCGCGCGCUGACGGUGAUGAUCCUGUCCAGGAUGGACGAUGGGCGUCGGGGUGAAAUGGCAGAUGAAUUGAGGAAUUAUGUGCCUGAUGCGGAGGUUCCGGAGAAUAUGUUCUCGUUUGCUUGGAAUUCGUACCCGGCGAGGGAGGCUGAAGUCUUGUUGCAAGCUGCGGAAUGCGUUUAAAUAUGCCUCUAAUAUCAUCGUUUGCUGAGCUAGCUUUGGCCAAGAAAUUCCCGCCAUAUCAGUUCAAAACUAUCGAAGAACUGAAGCGGCUCAUCUUACGAAAAUGCGUCAAGUUGGAUCAAUAUAAAGAAAACCAGUAUUUCUCUUUCUGCAGUGUCAGCCCCGAAUGUUUUCACGAAUUAUUUACAAGAAAAGGAUAUCGAGUUCGAUUAGCGGGAGUUGAAUGAAUACGCCAGGAUUCUGUUCGUUGGUUUGUUAAUUGCAAUGUGUGAGCACUCACUGUCUGUCUUCUAAGUUAUUCUCAGCCAUAGGAUUUUUUUUUAUACAAUUGUGC
Molecule: messenger RNA, 1653 nt
Organism: Aspergillus ruber CBS 135680
Lineage: Eukaryota; Fungi; Ascomycota; Eurotiomycetes; Eurotiales; Aspergillaceae
Product: FAD/NAD(P)-binding domain-containing protein
Exons: 6
Coding region: 69-1319 (416 amino acids)
Molecular function (GO): FAD binding; monooxygenase activity
Source: RefSeq, a predicted model, not a curated record